Nicrophorus vespilloides is the source of this 809-nucleotide messenger RNA. RefSeq lists its product as uncharacterized. NCBI's taxonomy places the organism in Eukaryota, Metazoa, Arthropoda, Insecta, Coleoptera, Silphidae. Bases 190 to 621 code for a protein of 143 amino acids. The record is from RefSeq and is a predicted model, not a curated record. The transcript has 2 exons.
UCGAAUGAGCCCUUCCCUUUGUUCUUCCUUCAAUUCACCGGUCCGGAACUUUUUUUCUGGAUACGAAUCGUAGUUAUUGCUCUUCGUGCCCUCCGGAUCGUAAAUUGCUGUUUUACAGGUAGCAGUGAGAUAGUUUUAGUAGAGUACUACAACUGCAAUCAGUUUGCGCGCUCGGUGCUUGGAACAAGGAUGUAUGAAAGGGUAUGUAUGGUAGAUACGUGCACUGCAGUGGCGUGUACGUGUGUGUGUAAGUAUCCUGACAGGCGCGCCGGCAGGACGACAAUGCAGAAACUGGUCUUCGUUUUCAGCGGUGCGCCUCGGCCGCCCCCCGCGGCCCUUUUCGGCCCGUUUCGCCGAUUCUCGCGCCCCCAGAUUUAUUGCGUGCAGAACGUAACAAGUUGCUGCCACCCCGGCAGGAUUAUUUCGUGCGCCAAAUUUCGGGACACCGCGAAAACCGCAUCAGAUGGUCCGGUCAAUAAACCACCGUCGAUGCUGCUGCUUCAUACUCACGACCAAUGGGAACCGAAGAACGGAUUGUUGAAUCCGGGUUUUCUUCCCUCCGGCGAAGAGAGGGCUGCGAUUUUCGAAGCGGCCAAUGGGGGAGGCGCCAUCAACCAUUGACGUCACAAAAAUUCCCGCAACCUACGCCUUGCACACCCCUUCAAAAGCCUCAAAUCCAGACUUUCCUACUGACUGCCGGUUUGGGGUAGGAUCCUCGCGCACAAAGCACCAACAACAAAAAGGGAACACGUUUUAUAUCACAAUCAAUUCUGAUGUAAUUGACACCGAUGACAGACGGAUAUUCACAC